Aspergillus bombycis is the source of this 2313-nucleotide messenger RNA. RefSeq lists its product as uncharacterized. The coding region runs from base 1 to 2313 and encodes 770 amino acids. Gene Ontology annotation, molecular function: transmembrane transporter activity. The record is from RefSeq and is a predicted model, not a curated record. Lineage: Eukaryota; Fungi; Ascomycota; Eurotiomycetes; Eurotiales; Aspergillaceae. Gene Ontology annotation, biological process: transmembrane transport. The transcript has 7 exons.
AUGGGCCAACCUAAUGACAAGAAGGCUCCUGAGGUAGCCAAUGUCAUGAUAUCUCCGACACAUAGUAUCGGCAAACAUCUAUCUCCUUCGGCAGGUUCUCUCGAAGUCCAGCAACUAUCGCCUCCAGUCUAUCACAUCUUCUCUCGAUCUCGCAAGCUAGAAAUGGUGGUAAUUGUCUCCCUUGCGGCCAUCUUUUCACCAUUGUCCUCCAAUAUCUACUUUCCCGCCCUGGGGGAUAUCUCAAGAGAUCUUCAUACAAGUAUGACCCUAACAACUUUGACCAUCACCAUAUAUAUGAUCGUUCAGGGAAUUGCACCGACCUUUUGGGGUUCCAUAUCAGACACCUCUGGCCGACGACCCGUGUUAAUUGGGACUAUGGUUGUCUAUAUCAUUUCCAACAUUGCCCUAGGUGCAUCUACCAACUACGGCGAGCUUAUGGCAUUCCGUGCCUUGCAGGCUGCUGGCAGCGCCGCUACGAUCUCGAUUGGAGCAGGUGUCAUCGGUGAUAUCACGACGUCGGCGCAACGAGGAAGCUUGGUACGCAUUUUCGGUGGUGUCCGCAUGCUCGGUCAAGGUGUUGGUCCAGUUUUCGGCGGUGUUCUCGCGCAGUAUCUCGGAUUUCGAUCGAUCUUUUGGUUCCUUACGAUUUGCGCCACCGUCAGUCUGUUAACUAUCCUCGUACUACUUCCUGAGACCCUGCGGUCCAUUGCCGGUAACGGAACGGUUCCUCUUCAUGGCCUGCAGAAGCCAUGGCUAUACUAUAUCAUUGGACAGCCAGGUGUUGAAGAGGGCGCCGAGCCAAGGCUCAAAAAGUCCAGGGUGACUCUUCGAACUGGCUUCGCGCCUCUAAACUUCCUGGCAGAGAUUGAUGUGUUUAUUACUCUUUUCUUCGGAAGUAUGGUCACAUCCAGUACCUCUGACCUGUUCGAGCAAACAUACAACUUGAGCACCCUUCAGGUUGGACUCACGUUUCUGGGAAAUGGCCUCGGAUGCAUGUCGGGAUCCUACACCAUCGGCUACCUAAUGGACUACAACCACCAUCUCACCGAGCGCGAAUACUGCGCGAGACAGAACUACCCACUCGACAUGCGAGUUAACCUGAAAACACACCCAGACUUUCCGAUUGAGACCGCGCGUAUGCGUAACACCUGGUGGAUUACGAUUCUGUUUAUCGUGUGUGUCGCGGUCUAUGGUGUUUCGCUGCAUACCCAUCUUGCGGUCCCCAUCAUCCUGCAAUAUAUCAUCGCCUACUGCUCGACUGGCAUCUUGACAAUUAACAGUGCAUUGGUGAUUGAUCUGUACCCAGGGGUUGCGGCUGUACAGCCUAUGGUUGAUGCGCUGGGUCCGGUGUAUACUUUCGUUUUAGUUGCUGGUAUCACUCUGACCCCGUUCCCUUUGCUGUGGGCGGAGAUGAAAAGUUGGGAACCUGAGCUUGUUCAUCGUAAAGAUAAACUUGAGCAGGAGUUCGCGGAGCGAACACAGCCAUGGGCUCAGACUUUUGUUGCACUUAAGGCAGCUCUUCCUGAGAGAAGUAAGUCAGUUCAAGCUGUUACUCUAGGCAAACCCACGGACGGAAAGUUCACCUAUCCCAUCGAGAAGCGCCGCGCCAAGGAAAAUGUGAUAGCCCUGCGUAGGGCGGAAAGGUCUCUAGAUGCCUUCUGGGAAGCCAUUGACCAACAAAUGGUCACUAAGGCCGAUGGCCUGUAUGGCACGGCUGCGCGGAAUCUCCUCUCCCAACCGCGCAUCCUGCAGCGCACUCGGGAGUGGAUCGAGCCAGAAAAGGCCCAGCCUGCCGCACAGAAUAAGGCAGGCCAUGUCGAUCCUUACGUUUUGUACCAACCAGCAUCCAGUGUCUACUCCGGCCUUUCGGCAAGGGCACUGGACGUCUCACAGCCCAAGACCAAGGUCAAAACCCGUGGACCUCCACGUCCUGCCCCCGCACCCGUCAGGGAAGCUGCAGCGCUAGUUCAGCCCGACUCUAUUGAUCGUCAACCCACCUUCCCUGUGGAUGCGCGUGCCCUCAAGGUCUUCCGAGCCCUCUUCUUCAACCCUACAAUGACAUCCACAGCCGGCGAAGUGGCGUGGAAUGACUUUCUGCAUGCCAUGACUUCAGUCGGCUUCAAAGCCAUGAAGCUUUACGGCUCUGUCUGGCAGUUUCAGCCGACCAGGCUGGAUGUUGAAAGGAACAUCCUAUUCCACGAACCCCAUCCACAGGGAAAACUACCGUUCCGAACAGCCCGGCGAUACGGCCGUAGGCUUAGUAAGACUUAUGGCUGGUUUGGAGGGAUGUUUGUCUCAAAACAAGUGAAAUAG